Messenger RNA from Bombina bombina (fire-bellied toad), 808 nucleotides. Its product is annotated as TYRO protein tyrosine kinase-binding protein. Gene Ontology annotation, biological process: microglial cell activation involved in immune response; negative regulation of transforming growth factor beta1 production; positive regulation of natural killer cell activation. NCBI's taxonomy places the organism in Eukaryota, Metazoa, Chordata, Amphibia, Anura, Bombinatoridae. Gene Ontology annotation, cellular component: cell surface. The record is from RefSeq and is a predicted model, not a curated record. Bases 267 to 572 code for a protein of 101 amino acids. Gene Ontology annotation, molecular function: signaling receptor binding. The transcript has 5 exons.
GUUUAGCAAGUCACCCUUUCCUCUUCCGGCCAGUGAGUCCUGUGACCACUGCAGAAUGUCUAAAGCACUUCUGUAUAUGACGGUCAGAGGGGAAUUAACACUUAUGAUGCAUACUUAGCUCAAUACAGCCAGCCUUACUCUGAGACUGCAAAGGCCAACUAUACACAGUUUGUACCCGGAUAACAGGACAGCAUCCAACAGUUCCAGAAAACAGCAAAACUUGUGCUGCCAACAUAGAACUCCGCUUGGCUCAGAUUUCAGGAAAAAUGUAUCGGCCCCACUCAGAAGUCACCCUUAUGCUUCUAGCAUUAUAUGCAUUGGGUGCAGUUAAAGGGCAGGAUGAGUGUGGGAACUGUUUACAUCUGGAUUCCGGAUCAGUGAUCGGUAUUGUGGUCUGUGAUGUCAUCAUUACAGUGCUGAUAGCUUUCGUGGCGUAUUACGUGUCACUUAGAAUGGAGAGGAAGAGGCAUGCGGAAACUAAAAAAGUCAAUGACUUAAAGGAACCUACUUAUGAAGAGCUCCAAGGACAAAGAACAGAGGUAUACAAUGACCUAAGUCGACCAUACAACUGAAUUGCUCUACAACCGAAGCAAAAUUAGAGAUCUCUAAUUAAGUAUCAGAAUAUUUUAUAUUUUCUCCUAUAGAUUGUGAGAAAAAUAAUACUAGAAGUAAAAACAUGAGACAAUAAAGAAUAGGAGAUAACAUACAAAUGCUAAUUAUUACAUUGAAAGCUUCACUUAACCUAUCUUGUUUUUAUGUAUUCUUGCAUUGGUUUAACUAUUUUGACUGAUAAAUUCACUCAUUUGUA